UCAACUCGUUGUCUCCUCCAGUCACAUUGGCCGUCCCGACGAACUGGCCGUCUCAGCCCGCCGGCGAGGUCUCAAUCCGCUCGAUGUCUUCUCUAGUCACACGGGCUCUCCUUCAGGACAGGAAUUACAUGUGCAUCGGACUCUGGCCGUUAAUAUAUCGAACUGGUCGUGUCAGCUGAGGUGUCAGACCUACCUCUGCAUCACAACCACAACAGCUCAGUGCAAUCCCAAACUACAGCAGGACGAACCAUCUCUCGACUUCAGCCGUACAAUUCUGCAACAGUCGGAGUUAGCUUUGGUGUCCCCUUUCACAAGACUGUGCUAACUGUUCUUCAGAUUUUGAAUUAGCCGGACUUGCUUUUGAUUCAGUUCCUAGUGACACCUGGACGUGUCGUCUUGGUUUGAAUUUUUAUUCCUUCCGAUAUUCAACUACCCGAAGUUGAGGAUGAAAUCACUCGUAUUCGUGACGCUAAUACUUACAAUGACAAUCUUUCAUGGGACGGCUCUUACGAUAUAUCUUCAGGAUAUGAAUCGUUCAGUAACCUACAGGAAGAUCUUUACUGACAGGGUGUUACUUGGUGUCGCAACCAAGACGAGGUCUCUCGUCGAGUGCGCACUCGCCUGUUGCAAUGAUGAGGACUGUGGCUUUAUUAGUUACAAUGCAACGAGAUGUGUCCAGUCGCCACACAGACACGAUGAAUCGGAACCUCCAGCUAAAUAUGACGCGAACUUCGAUAUUUAUAUGCAGGAUGUCGAAUUUGAUGGAUAAACAUCGAAAUAACGCAUUUGUAAUACGACAGUCAGCAUUCUAAAGCGUCUUUUCAUACAAGGCUCAGAGAUCGGCACAUCAUCGCAGGACACAGUUAGAUCUAGAUUGGGGACGUUUGGACUAUAGUUAAGGCAAAAUAUAGUAACUCAGCGUAGAAAGUGACAGGGGAGGGUUUGUUUUUUUCCUUUUGUUUACUUUGUGAUGAAAACGGAAGAUUGGAGGAAACAUGACGCAAAGAGUAGUUUUCAUUUAAUGCUUUUGGUCCCAAUGUACUCGGGAACCACGCAUUGUUGAUUCGCGUGAUACUGGUUCGGCGACCACCGCGGCAUGCAGCCGUCACUCGAGUUCGGUCUCUUCCCGAUUGCAUGACCGACAGCGGGAGUGAGACCCCGCUUUCACAGAAGGAGCCUUGGGUAAACCGGGCUUACAGUGUAUGACAACUGCAGAGACUCUGAUCAGGUUACAAGGAUUCAUAUCAUUGCGUGGUGAAGAUUACAGUUAUUUGAUUGAAGACAGUGAAUGAUAAACCACAAGAUUUCACCAAUAAUGGCCUUCGCAUGGUAGAAAACAGAACUGUCUUUUUACGGUGUGUGAGAUUUCGAUAGGUACCAAAAGACCAUGGAUGUGAAGACAAAGUGGAGACUCCAUCCAGUUCUGUACAUCAUCUUCCGCAUGGUCAUCGCUGGCUUCACCACCGGUUCUCUCCUUGCCGUCUGCAUCCGGUCGCCAUGGGUGGACGACCGCCAUUUCAUCCUCUUCUACCUCACUAUGUGGAGCUACCUCAUCCUCUCAGUUUACUUCAUAGUAGCUGCCGUGGUGAGCUGCUACUGCUAUAUAGUAAAACGAAAGGUCAAGAUACCAUCGGCGUUCCACAUGAAACAAAAGGUUGGAGACUCUACGGGGGCUGCCAAUGGUGGUUUCAGGGAGGACCCAGACGACCCGCUGCCCGAAACAUCCGUCGUUUCGAGUGACUCUGCCGAAAUAAUCGUCGAUAAGGAUUCCAAAGAUUUACCCUGGUACAUCCGUGUGCAAUGGAUUUUGGGAAACAUGGCCGUUCCGAUCUCCUUCAUCAUAACAAUCAUGUAUUUCGGAGUAUUAUUCCCCAGUGACAUUCUUGUUCAAAAUCGGGAAGAGCAAGGGAUCGUGACCAUUAGCAUCGGUGACCUCUCCACGCAUGGUCUGAACAGCGUCUGCGCGUUCCUUGACAUCAGUAUCUCGGCGUCUCCCUGGCGUCUGUUCCACUUCAUCUACCCAACUCUCUACUCGAUUGUGUAUGUCCUCUUCAGCGUCGUGUAUUGGGCGCUUGACCCGCAAAACAACAUUAUAUACCCAGUAAUCUUGGACUGGAACGAGCCAAUGAUACCUCUAAUCGUCGUUGCCCCAUUAGGCCUGGUUGGUAUCCCAGUCAUGAUGUUCUUCAUUUGGUUGGUGCAUAAGUUCAAAGUGUAUUUAUCGGGAAAAUGCCGGAAAGAGAAGGUCCCGACACCUAUUGAGUACUCUAGAUACAUUAACUCGGCGCAGGGGCGGAUGCGUGUCGCUGCAAUCACGUUACCACCGAACUACAAUUACUAACAGCACAGAUAGACAAGCUUCGUUUUCUAUUUCGAAGAAAAGGGAGAUGAUUCAAUAUUCUUGACAAAAAGCGCCGAAUAUGUAUAAAGCUGUAGGUGAUGCCCCUAGAAUACCCUUUACAAGACGUUAUUGAUGUUUUGUACGAACUGUGAUGGACGAUGAAUGAGCCAUAUCGUAAAAUAAGGUGCGAAAACAGGUGUUGUAAAAGUUGAA
Lineus longissimus is the source of this 2554-nucleotide messenger RNA. RefSeq names its product protein rolling stone-like. Lineage: Eukaryota; Metazoa; Nemertea; Pilidiophora; Heteronemertea; Lineidae. Gene Ontology annotation, cellular component: membrane. The transcript has 2 exons. Bases 1388 to 2341 code for a protein of 317 amino acids. The record is from RefSeq and is a predicted model, not a curated record.